AAUAAAAUUAAUCAGCGCUGUUAAGAACGGGAAGAUUGAGGAAUACUGCCGCCGUCUCUCGCCAUUGUGUUGUCCGUCGCAGGCUUUCGAUCGAUUGAGCAAGUCACUGGCCACCCGAGAAGCCCUUGCCUCGAGAUGGACGGCGGAGUCUCCGGCGGAGGCGGCGGGCCGGCUCCUUUUCUGCUGAAGACGUAUGAAAUGGUCGACGAUGCCUCCACAAACGACAUCGUGUCCUGGAGUGCUACCAAUGCGAGCUUCGUGGUCUGGAAUCAUACGGAAUUCGCCGCUCGCCUCCUCCCAACCUACUUCAAGCACAACAAUUUCUCUAGCUUCAUCCGACAGCUCAAUACCUAUGGAUUCAGGAAGAUUGACCCGGAGCGGUGGGAGUUCUCAAAUGACGACUUCGUCAAAGGGAAAAAGCACCUGCUGAAGAGCAUCCAUCGUCGCAAGCCCAUCCACAGCCAUAGCCAUCCUCCGGGCGGUGCCUUUUCUGACGCAGAGAGGACGGCGCUGGAAGAGGAGAUUGAGCGGCUUAACAGGGAAAAGGCGAGCCUCGAGGCUAGUCUAUUCAAAUUCCAGCUGCAGCAAUCUGGGACCCUAAUUCAGUUGGAGGAUCUUGAACGCAGGGUGGUGGACAUGGAGCAGCGGCAGCGGAAAAUGGUUGCUUUCCUGCAACGUGCCAUGAAAAACCCUCAACUCAUGGAGAGUCUGGUGAAGAUGGCCUCAACUGCAGCGAUAGAUGUCUCAGUCAUUAAUAAGAAACGGAGAUUGCCAUUAGAUAGGGAUUAUUGCCAAGAUUGUUCGGAGAACAGCUUUUGUGAUGAUCAUAGCAGCAUUACCAAGUCUGACACUGGGUUCAUACUCGAUCAAGAUUUCUGUGAUAAGCUAAAGAUAGGAUUGUGCUCAGCUAUUCAGGCAGGUGACAAUGUGGUAGUCGUCAGUAAUCAGCACUUUGAUGUUGCUCCUGGCAACCCUCAGGUAAUGCAAAUUGACUGUGACCAGGAGAUGCUGGACUACCCCCCGCAGGUAUCUGAGACACUACAGCUUUGUGACACUGAGGCACAUGUUUGUGCAUCAAAGAAGGAUUUGUUUGCUAGGUCAUUUGAUGAAGAUGGUCUCCUUCCAUGCCGUUUGAGUCUAACACUUUCAUCAACUGCAUUGGAAAUUGAUGGUGGUAAGUGUUCAACAACACCUCAGCUGGUUGAUCAAGGGUCAGACAGUAAUGAUACAAGGAUUCCUGAUGCUGAUGGUCUCACAUCUUCUACCCAAAGAGAUAAUGAUCUUACAGUUGCCAGCAUUCAGAGUAUGGCUGAUGAUUCUGCUGAUGCUGAAGUUGUGUCUUUCAAAGAGGCUGGACCUACUACUAAUGAUGCAUCCUCGGCCACUUCAGGUGGAGCGAAUGAUAUAUUUUGGCAACAAUUCUUAACUGAAAGGCCAGGUUCAGUGGACGCAGAUUCCUUAGGUUCAGACUCCAUUAAUUUCCAAAAUAAUGAACAGAUGCCAGGAAAUGAUGAUGUAGGUGCUGGCAAAAAUGAAAUGGAGCAACUAAAACUUUAACUUGCAUCUGCCUUUCUGGUACCAUGCCUUCUGUGUAAGAUCUUUCAAUCUACUUCUGAGUCAUAUGCUUUAUCUGCUUAAAUUUUAAGCAUGAUUGAGUGGUAUUUUCCUUGUAAAUUAACUAGCAUUUAACAGAUGCUUUAGAAACUAUUUACAGAAGUUGUGGUUAUUGGUUUAUGAACAUCUUUUAUACCAUGUAUACAAUUUAGGAAUGCAUUUUAAAAGUGCUUUAAUAUUCUUGAUUCAAUCAUGUAUGAGGAUUUCCAUGGUAGCAAGUCGGUUAACUUUGCUUGUGA
Molecule: messenger RNA, 1853 nt
Organism: Zingiber officinale
Lineage: Eukaryota; Viridiplantae; Streptophyta; Magnoliopsida; Zingiberales; Zingiberaceae
Product: heat stress transcription factor A-5-like
Exons: 2
Coding region: 136-1557 (473 amino acids)
Biological process (GO): regulation of transcription by RNA polymerase II
Cellular component (GO): nucleus
Molecular function (GO): DNA-binding transcription factor activity; RNA polymerase II cis-regulatory region sequence-specific DNA binding
Source: RefSeq, a predicted model, not a curated record